AUAUCACAAAAUUUACAUAAAGAAGCAGCUACUCAGGCAUCUCGAUGUGUGAGUAGUAGUGCUAGACCACCACUAGCUUUUAAUUUUACUGGGGAUAUACCUCUAAGUAGUCGUCACAAUACUGACAAAGAAGACAUGCGGAGUGAAACUUCAGCAAAUAUCAUCGAUUUAUGGACUUCUGCUGGCAGUAAGAAUGCUGAAGAUGGAAUUUUGAAAGAAAUAAAUUGGAAAGACGAAAAAUAUAAUACCUCAAUUGCUUUCUCGAAGUUAGUCUUUUUUAUAACACCUACAGCCGCAUUGGCGAUUAAAAUUAAAAAAAUUACAAUUUGUUCUAUGAAUGCAGUAUCAUGUUCUUUAGCUUUUUCAGGUAAAGCCAGUAUAAAAGAUAUCACUGCAGAAAUUAAAAGAUUUAUAACAAGUUGA
This is a messenger RNA of Racocetra persica, 423 nucleotides long. Lineage: Eukaryota; Fungi; Glomeromycota; Glomeromycetes; Diversisporales; Gigasporaceae. The record is from the annotation of a GenBank genome assembly.